UCCAGCGGCCUGCCCUGCCCACCACACACACCCGAGGCGGCACUCGGCGGCGAUGGGCGGCGGCGGCGCGCACGGCGGCACGACCUACAAGGGGUACACCAUCCCGCACAACAAGCGCUGGCACACAGUCGCCGGCAAGGGCCUAUGCGCCGUCAUGUGGUUUUGGGUUUUCUACAGGGCCAAGCAGGACGGUGCUGUGCUCUUGGGUUUGCGCCAUCCUUGGGACGGGCAUGAUGAUCACUCUCAUGGUCAUGGACAUGAGCAUGAGGCAUCAUCAUCGUCAUCAUCUCAUUAAGUUCACUGCUCCGUGCGGCUGAGGGUGGCUCGAUGCUUGGCAUGUUCCAACUAAAGUGUCAGUUAAUAAAGUAUGCUACCCCGCAUGGGACUCGUAUUGUUUGCAAGUUGUUUAGCACAAACCGGAUUUCUUACAAUUGUGGUUGUGUAUUUGAUUUCAAGCUUCGGUGCAAAUGUUGUGAGAAUUAAUUCGUGUAUGACGCUGCUCCUUGGGAUCGCUACUUCUUGUGCCCCUUGUCUUUGCUGUGUGUUAACCGUAAGGAAAUCUGUAUUAUACGGGCUAUAUCCUACAACAGCUCAAUUAAGAAGAGGAAUGGCAUGAAGUUUUUUUUUUGUCCA
Molecule: messenger RNA, 633 nt
Organism: Phragmites australis (common reed)
Lineage: Eukaryota; Viridiplantae; Streptophyta; Magnoliopsida; Poales; Poaceae
Product: NADH dehydrogenase [ubiquinone] 1 beta subcomplex subunit 2-like
Exons: 4
Coding region: 53-295 (80 amino acids)
Cellular component (GO): mitochondrial inner membrane
Source: RefSeq, a predicted model, not a curated record